UUUUGCCUUCCUCGCUAACCGAGUGGCUCGUCCCUCAUGCUCAGACCAUCGCACACGAUUGCUUCGUGGUUUUUGCCUUUAAAGGCAGAAACGCGCGCCGCAGAAAAGCAAUCGUACUCGAUGUCCAUAGCACCCCUGGUGCUUUAAAAGAAGCGCGCAAGAUGUGCGGAUUUGCCACAACGCACGCGCUAUUCAUUCACUUCAAGGAUCUAAUUCCACCCCGCAGAUCACAUAUAACCGUUUCUCUCCUCUCAAACACUGUCACAAGAUGCCUGCUGCAGGACAUAACACGACCCCUGUUGACUGCCCUGUCUGCCACAAGGUUAUAAGCCGCAAGGCAGAUCUCCCUAGACAUAUGCGUACGCACGAUGAACACAAGGAGGCUCUUAUGCACGCAUGUCCAUUCCCUGAUUGCGAUUACAGGACCCUCCAAAAGUCCAACGUGCAGACGCAUAUCAGGACGCACACCCGUGAACGCUCGAAGACGUGCCCUCAUCCUGGGUGCGCGUUUACCACCACCGAUCCAGCAAGCUUGACGCGUCACCGCAAACACCUACACGGCUACGAGCCCAAGGCGCGUCGCAGCCUCGGGGGCAAAGCUGCUCGACGGUCCGCUGCCGCGCCUUACCCAUCUACUCAGUUUAUGAGGCCUGAGGAAGAUAUUCCUGCAUCGCUGGAUGUUAAUGACCUAACAUUUCCCGAACUCGCAGGCCUCAUCCCCUGUAAUGCGCUCUCGCCUGCUGAGUCCAGCGACUCUGAUAUUCCCAAAUUCUCUGGCGAGCCCGCCGAACUUUCCUGGGAGCAACUCUCCUGGGAGCGACUCUUCCCCGAAUUCCCUGCCGAGAGCUUCGCCUCCGUUUAUGAACAACCCUCUCAGCUCCCUAUCCCCACUUCCAAUCACUCCCAGCCUUCAACUGUCCCCCUCGAUCUCUCCACUCUCCACAUGCCGCAGUUCGACCCAGAGCUGUUCUCCGAUGUCAACUAUCAGCAGCGUAUUCCUGCCUUCGAUGCGGACUUUCAGUACCAGCCUGUCUCCGGAAACCAUCUGAACAACUCCCUACCAGCUGAACUGGAGGAGUUUCUGCAGGCAUAUGGCUCGGGGUACUUUGAAGGUCGCCACGAGUACCCGGACGAUGCAACGUAUUCCAUCCCCCAGCCCUCGUUCACGAACGAAUAUAAUGUCUAUUGAAAUCUUUGUUGACUAUCAUGUUUCAUUUCGUUGUCAUAUUACCUGGAUCAUCAUCGGCAUCAACAUUACAAUUGCAUUUGCAACUCGGCAUCAUCAUUAUUGUUCAUUUAUAUCACACCACUUGCAUCUUCUAUACAUGUAUUCUUCCACACUCUUAGCAUUGCGACCUUCAACUUGUAGAUUACAUUACAUGCAUCAUUGCACAAAUCUCAUGACUACGAAUUGAU
Molecule: messenger RNA, 1416 nt
Organism: Suillus subalutaceus
Lineage: Eukaryota; Fungi; Basidiomycota; Agaricomycetes; Boletales; Suillaceae
Exons: 3
Coding region: 269-1189 (306 amino acids)
Biological process (GO): regulation of transcription by RNA polymerase II
Cellular component (GO): transcription regulator complex; PcG protein complex
Molecular function (GO): DNA-binding transcription factor activity, RNA polymerase II-specific; RNA polymerase II cis-regulatory region sequence-specific DNA binding
Source: RefSeq, a predicted model, not a curated record